CACUUAUUAGCUUGAGCGGUACGUGCUUGUUGCCUUGACGACAGCAAAGCGGCCUAUAAGGUGGAGAAGCCGGAGCGGUACCUGACACGUAGCGCUGAGGAGGCACCGGGGAGCCCGCCAUGUCAUCCUCAUCGGACAGCAGCCGGGAGGGUGAGUCCUCCAAGUGGCUGGAUGCCCACUACGAUCCGGUUGCCGGUCUACAUACGUUCUCCUCCUGUAUCGGUCUCGCUGACUUACAUGGGGACGGCGAUUUUAAGAUGGUGGCUGGUGAUAUUGGCAGCGAGGCUUAUAACAUGAAACUGAAAGUCUAUAAGGGCACAAGUCUCAUGUCCGAGAACACUUUGCUUGACAUGCCAACUGGUGUUGCAGCCUUUUUGAUGGAUCAAAAUGAGCCACGUACGCCUGCCGUGGCUGUGGCUUCUGGACCAUUUAUAUACGUGUACAAGAAUUUGAGACCUUACUUCAAAUUCACUUUGCCAGCACUUGAGGUCAAUCCCCUGGAAAAGGAAGUGUGGGAUCAAGCUAAGGAGGACAAAAUUGACCCCAUGACGCUGAAAGAAAUGUUGGAUGGGAUCAGAGAGAAAGCAGAGAUUCCUCUGUCGGUCAGGUCACUUCGGUUCCUUAUGCUGGAACAGCAGGAGAUGGAGGCCUUCGUGAACACAUAUAAACAGUUGCCUCUAAAAAGACAGACUGUGAUCACGUGUCUGGGGACUCUGAAGAAGAACAUGGCAGACGAAGAUGCUGUAUGCUGCCUUGUCAUAGGUACAGAAAGUGGUGAAAUAUUCAUAUUGGAUCCAGAAGCAUUUACUAUUUUGACCCGGGUCAGUCUUUCCAGUGUCCCGACUCUUCUGGAUGUGAAUGGACAGUAUGAUAUUGAAUACCGCAUUACUGUCGCAUGCCGCAAUGGGAAUGUAUACAUUCUCCGCAGAGAUUCUAAGCGGCCUAAAUAUUGCAUUGAGCUGAGUACUCAAGUGGUAGGAAUGGUCCGUGUCCAGAAGAAUAUCAUCAUUGGGACCUCCCAGGAGACACUGCUUGGAUACUCCCAAAAGGGAAAGCGGCUUUGGACACUUACGCUGCCCUCCUCCGUCAUGACCAUGUCUUUAUUGGAACAGAAGUCACGUAGCAUCCAAGCCGUUCUGGUGGGAUUAAAGAAUCUGGAAGUGCACCUGUACCGAGACAAGAAUCUGCUGAGUGUCAUAUCAACCCCGGACGUAGUGACCAGUCUUUGCUUUGGAAGAUAUGGAAGAGAGGACGAUACUCUGAUUAUGACCACAGCAGGCGGAGGUCUUAUUAUUAAGAUAUUAAAGAGGACGGCACACUUUGAAGAUAAGGAUACAUCUCCCGGCCCUCCUACUGGACAAAGCAUUAAGCUCAGUGUACCCAAGAAAACCAAACUGUAUGUAGACCAGACCCUUCGUGAGAGAGAGAACGCUGUGGCAAUGCACCGUGUAUUCCAAAUGGAUCUGUACCGCCUUCGUCUUAGUGCUGCCCGAGCCUAUGUUAAGGCCCUAGACGCCAGCCUCACUCCAGUAUCCUCGACAAUGCAGGAACCACUUACUCUAAAUGCUUCUGUUCAAGGAAUUGGUCCUCGGUUCAAGCUCAUCCUGAACUUACAGAACACAUCCGUGAACCGACCUUCCAUGCAGCUGCUGGUUAGUUUCCUGUAUGAUGAACAACUUUACCAGCUUAGACCGGCAUUCUUUAAGAUCCCAUUGCUGGUCCCUGGCUUGAACUAUCCUGUGGAGACGUUUGUGGAUUGCCGCACUGAUAAAGGGAUCUCUGAUAUAAUUAAGGUGUUUGUCCUGAGAGAAGGGAAAAGUACUCCGCUGCUCACAGCGCACAUCAACAUGCCAGUCAGUGAGGGCCUAGUGGCAGGCUGAUAAGAAGUCUACAGAGCUAUAUCCAUCAACCAAAGGACUGGUACAGAAACCCAGAAAUCCAAAGGAUUUCAGCACUCAAGGACAAUUGUUCGUUUUAGGGACAAUAAAUCUGAACUUCAUAAAUGUCUUUUAUUUUGCCACAUCAUUGCCAGGUAUAAUUCUCCAGAAACUAAAUUAAAGGUCAGUGAAGAACAAUGAUGAGUAGCAGUUGGGCAGAUGUAAAAGUAUUGCACUCAGUUUUAUUAAAGGGGUACUCCACUGCCCCAGCGUCCGGAACAUUUAGUUCCAAACGCUGGGUGACGUCACGGCCACACACCCUUGUGACGUUACGCCACGCCCCCUCAAUGCAAGUCUAUGGAAGGGGCCGUUACACCCCCUCCCAUAGACUUGCAUUGAGGGGGCGGGGUGUGGCGUGACGUCACGACCCCCACAGUCCACACCCAAUGUUCCGGACGCCGGGGCAGUGGAGUACCCCUUGAUCAAAAUGUUUUAAUCAACUGGUUCCAGAAAGUUAAACAGAUUUGUAAAUUAUUUCUAUUUAAAAAUCUUAAUCCUUCCAGUAUUUAUCAGCUGCUGUAUACUCCACAGGAAGUUCAUUUAUUUUUUUCUUUUCUGUCUGACCACAGUGCUCUCUGCUGACACCUCUGUCCAUAUCAGGAACUGUCCAGACCAGGAGAGGUUUGCUAUGGGGAUGUGCUCCUGCUCUGGAAAGUUCCUGAAACGGACAGAGGUGUCA
Molecule: messenger RNA, 2616 nt
Organism: Hyla sarda
Lineage: Eukaryota; Metazoa; Chordata; Amphibia; Anura; Hylidae
Gene: BBS1
Product: Bardet-Biedl syndrome 1
Exons: 17
Coding region: 120-1880 (586 amino acids)
Biological process (GO): protein localization to cilium; non-motile cilium assembly
Cellular component (GO): centrosome; BBSome; axoneme
Molecular function (GO): smoothened binding; patched binding
Source: RefSeq, a predicted model, not a curated record